GGGGUCUCACUUAGGAGCGGUUGACGUGGCGCUCGUCCGGGUUUCUGACAGGGACGCUGUCUGUGUUGGAGCAGAGAGACAGAAAAAAAAGUGAUUUGAGGGGAAGAUAAAGGAGGAGUGAACUGUAGAAUGAAGGAGCUUUGAGAUGUUUUUGCUGCCAGGCUCUCCUGUGCGCAUCAGAUGGAGCAUCAGGAGGAGCGGGGACACAAACUGUGUCCUUUUCACAGCCAGCUGAACAUCAGGUGAACGUGCCCAACAGCAGCUCCCCCUCCUUGUCUCUGCUGGCUUCUGUUUCGUCACGGUAGGAGCCGAGAGCGCGGGACAGGUAUGAUCAGAGGCUCCGCGCCCUGACGCGCUCCUGCUGCGUGCGAGUUCGGACCGGCGUGGACUUGUAGCAUGAAGCGCCAUGGCUUGGUGUGACCGCGGGGUUCAAACGCUGCUGGCCACGGUGGGGGCUUUCGCUGCUUUCAGCCUGAUGACCAUUGCCAUCGGCACGGACUACUGGCUCUACUCGCGGGCGUACAUCUGUAACACCACCAACGCCACGACGGACGAGACACAGACUCAGCUCAGAACCAAGAAGGGAGAUCUCACUCACUCCGGUCUGUGGAGAAUCUGCUGCAUUGAAGGCAUCAAUCAAGGCAGUUGUUACAGGAUCAACCAUUUCCCCGAUGACAACGACUACGACACAGACAGCUCAGAGUAUCUUCUGCGUAUAGUUCGUGCCUCCAGCGUGUUCCCCAUCCUCAGCACCACCCUGUUGAUGCUCGGGGGCAUGUGUGUCGGCGUGGGCCGGGUCAACAGCAAGACAAACAACGUCCUCCUCAGCGCAGGCAUUCUUUUUGUAGCUGCAGGUCUUAGCAAUAUAAUUGGCAUCAUCGUUUACAUCUCCAGCAAUGCUGGUGACCCAAGCGACAAACGUGACGAUGACAAGAAGUACACUUACUCCUAUGGAUGGUCGUUCUACUUCGGCGCCCUCUCCUUCAUUGUGGCCGAGACUGUGGCCGUCCUCGUCAUCAACAUCUACAUCGAGAAGAACAAAGAAGUCCGCUGGAAGGCGCGACGUGAGUUCAUCCGUUCGCUCUCUUCCUCGUCCCCUUACUCAAGGAUACCAAGCUUCCGCUACCGCCGACGGACGUCUCACGCCAGCUCUCACUCCACGGAGGCCUCCAGGGAGAACUCGCCGGUUGUUGGCCUGAAAGGGGCGCCGUCCUCCAGCGGCCCUCUGGACGAGCUGUCCAUGUAUGCCCUGGCYAGAGACAGCGUGACGGAGAACACGUACAGCCCAGAGCACGAGAGCAGCGCCGAGUUCCUCCAGGUCCAUAACUGUUUCCCAAAUGAUUUAAAGGACGGGGUGAACCGCAGGACCACGCCUGUGUGAGAGGUGCACUGUUGAGCUUCAAAUUCACCUGAAUGGGAAAGAAAAGGAUGCAAAAAUCCAUGUCCUGCCCCCCCUGGAGGCUGAGCAUUUGUGGCUUUCUGCCCUGUUAGAGAMAGUGUCCAUUUUGAAAUGACCAGCGUAAGUCAAAAAAACAAAAAAAUGAGCCAAUGACCCAACUUGGGAAAAUGACAUUGCUAUUUGAAACCAUCAAUGCAGAACAGAGUUAUUAUUGUCUGUGCUGUAGCCAAUCCAAAAUGAACUGUGAGCAGUAAUUAUUCUUACACUUUGUGGGUAAACUUGAGAGUGAAACCUUGAGACGUGUUCUUCUGCAGUAUUUUACUUGUAAAUCAAACAUCUUGGUGCUAAAUAAGAGAUGGCUUUCAACUUGAAAGUGUUGCAUUUGUAUGUGAUGUUUUGUGCUCAUCUUUUAAUCGAACCAUCGGUUUGAAAGAGACAACACUCACAAGAGUGCAGCUGGGAAUCAGCAUCUUUACAGAAUGGUCUGUCGAGUUGUGAUAUAACACAUGUUUAGCUACCUUUUUCCAGAUUUUGUCUCCCUUCUCACCAUCUCUUCCUUAAAACACAUUCCUCUCUGACAUUCGUCACAGCGUGGAACAAAAUGACUUCUGUUCAGUGGUCUCUUUUUAUUCCUUUCCAUAACAGUCUGCCAUGUUUCCAUCACACCCUCUGAUGGAUGUGUUGUUUGGGAUCUGCCUGUUCUGGAUAAAAGAACCAACAGAAAGAGAGAAAAAUAACAGGAGGCACCCAGAACUGUAAAACAACACAAGUCAGGACUUCCUUUGGCUCUGACUGGAGCCCUGGCAUCGAGUGUUUAACGGAUCAAAAUCACAGCCAGACAGGGAAUCCACGUCUGUCCAUCAGAAAGCCUGAGAGUCCAUCUGGCUGCCUCACCCCAAACAGAAGCAAAGAGAGCUGUGUGAAACUGAAGGAUGUGGUUCAAAAUACAGUAUGAGUGUGUGUGUGUGUGUGUUUGUGCUGCUAUCCUGCAGGCCCAUGAAUGCUCUGUUCUUUUAGUACUCUCAGGAAUUACAGUGAAGUCGUGACUGGUUGAACUUCAACGUUUUUCUUUGCCAUCGUAACAGGAGAUGGACCAGUGAUGAAGAAAAACCUCCACAAAUGACUGAAGAUUAGAAGAAAAGGAAGUACAAAAUGCCAUUCCUGUKUUUGGUAAAAUGCUGUGAGUGUUUGCUUGAGUUCGCUCUAAGAACCACCUGGAGUGGGUUUCUUCAGAGGUGGGCUCAGUCAACCACAGAGUCGUGUUGUGAACCUGAUAACGCCAUUGGAGAUAACACUUCAUUUAUCCAGAUGAGCACAUGUACAAAAAAUAAAAAAAGCCAUCAGUGUACCAUUUUUAUAUUUAAGUCUGAGAAGGAGUCAAUACUUGUUUGUAAUGUAAAGCUGUAAAUAGAAGUAAAAUAAAAAAAGAAACUAAUGUAAACAGAAAAAUCAAAGCAUUAUUUAGCUCAGUAAUGAUGCUUUGAUGAGUCUGAACAUGCUCAUGUAACUCAGUGUACCUUUUUAUAUUUAGUUCUAACUAAUUUUGCUGUUAUGAGUCAGUGAGUCUAUGAAAUAUUCUGUUUUGUAAAGUGAAGUACAAUGAGUAUCUUUAGAAGAAGAAACUAUAUUUUCUAUUACAUGUAUUGGCAGCUGUACUUUACUCUGUGUGCUUAUACUGAUUUAUGGCUUACUAUAUAUUGAAGCACUUUCUCAGUUUUAUUCAAGGAACAAAAAACAUGAAUUUUAAAAGGGAACUUGAUGAGUUGCACAUAAUUAAAAGGGAAAUAAACUAAGGCAGCCUUGCAUUUAAAAAGGUCUUUUUCCUGUUAUAGUACAUUCAAAACCAAAUUUAUCACUAUUGUAAAGGUAUUUUCAGUGCCUUUGCUCUUUUUAUGAUUGACUACAUUUCCUGCUUUUAUUGUUCUUAUUAGAAAAAUGUAUUUUAAUUUAUGCUCUGGCCCAAACAUAUUGUACUUAGACAAAUAAACAAAAUCAGGGUUA
Molecule: messenger RNA, 3400 nt
Organism: Austrofundulus limnaeus
Lineage: Eukaryota; Metazoa; Chordata; Actinopteri; Cyprinodontiformes; Rivulidae
Product: voltage-dependent calcium channel gamma-4 subunit
Exons: 4
Coding region: 407-1381 (324 amino acids)
Biological process (GO): neurotransmitter receptor internalization; regulation of AMPA receptor activity; neurotransmitter receptor transport, postsynaptic endosome to lysosome
Cellular component (GO): postsynaptic density membrane; AMPA glutamate receptor complex; voltage-gated calcium channel complex
Molecular function (GO): channel regulator activity; voltage-gated calcium channel activity
Source: RefSeq, a predicted model, not a curated record